This is a messenger RNA of Eimeria necatrix, 996 nucleotides long. RefSeq lists its product as hypothetical. The record is from RefSeq and is a predicted model, not a curated record. NCBI's taxonomy places the organism in Eukaryota, Apicomplexa, Conoidasida, Eucoccidiorida, Eimeriidae. Gene Ontology annotation, molecular function: GTP binding; GTPase activity. Bases 1 to 996 code for a protein of 331 amino acids. The transcript has 4 exons.
AUGAAAGAUGCAGGCCCCAGGCAGCUGCACUUGCUGCAGCAGCACCUAGCAGCAACAGCAGCACCUAGCAGCAGCAGCAGCACCCAGCAGCAGCAGCAGCAUCUAGCAGCAGCAGCAGCAUCUAACAGCAGCAGCAACGCGGGCCUGCGCGCACCAGAUGCCGCGGUAUCAGCAGCACCUAUUCCUGGGUACCAGAAUGGAAGCCUUGGCCGCCUGCUGCUGCAGCCAACCCGGAGCAGCAGCAGCAGCAGCAGCAGCAACAGCAGCAGCAGCAGCAGCUACGGCUGCACGAACUGCGGGCUUGGCAAAAGCAGCACUGGAUUUCACGCAGCACUUCUGGACGAUUUUCUCUUCAAGCUGCUCCUCAUUGGGGACUCCGGCGUGGGCAAGUCCUGCCUGCUGCUGCGUUUCGCCGACGACACGUACACUGAAAGCUACAUCAGCACAAUCGGCGUCGAUUUCAAAAUCCGCACAAUCGACUUGGACGGGAAGACAGUCAAGCUGCAGAUCGUAAGACGCCCUGCUGCUGCUGCUGCUGCUGCUGCUGCUGCUGCUGCUGCUGGUGUUGCUGCUGCUGAUGUUGCUGCUGCUGCUUGGUUUCGAUUGCCGCUGCUUGCCCGCUUUGUCCCCGCCCGUCGCUGGCUCGCGCGCCUCCCUGCGCGCGUGCGCCUCCUGCUGCUGCUGCCAGCAGCAGCAGCAGCAGCAGCAGCAGCAGCAGCAGCAGCAGCAGCAGCAGCAGCAGCAGCAGCAGCACAGCAGCAGCAGCAGCAGCAGCAGCAGCAGCAGCAGCAGCAGCAGCAGCAGCAGCAGCAGCAGCAGCAGCAGCAGCAGGUGUGCGUGCAGUGGGACACUGCGGGCCAGGAGCGCUUCCGCACCAUCACCUCUUCUUACUACAGAGGCGCCCACGGCAUUGUCGUCGUCUACGACGUCACUGACAGAGAGUCUUUCGCCAACGUCAAGAACUGGAUGCACGAGAUCGAGCGGUCAGCUAGCUAG